UUCGUUAACGGCAGGUUUGACCGAUUAACCAAGGCGUCAAUGAAUUAACGGAAUUUUAACUGCUAAUUUCUGACAUUUCUGUUAAGAAUGCCUUAAUCAACUAGCAAUUGUUAGCUAAUAAAUAACAUGUUUUGAACAAAUGGAAUACGUGAUUUACGUGUCGCUUUAAUUUUACGAAGGAAAAUAAAUAAAAUUUGAAGUUGAUCUCCAAGAAAAACAACAAAUGUGCGAUUCAAGACGAGGCUGUUUGAACGCACUUACAUAUAAGUCAAGAUGAGUGACACAGGUAGCGUUGGUGAUGAACCCCCAGCAAAGAGAUUAAAAACUGACAACGAUGGCACAGCACCCCCCAGCCUGGCCUCAAUCCCAGUUCCUGUGACUGGUCUAAAUCUAGGACCCCAGUUUUCUGUAGAGACUGACUCUACUGGUGCUCAAGUAAAAGUUCAGUCUCACCAGAAACCAGUAGCCGUGGUAACUUCUGGCAAUAUACGACCCACCUUGCUGAUUCCGAACUCACAGAGCGAUACUACAAAGCAUCUAUCUAGUGUUUGGACAACCACAGAUGGGAAAGCAGUGACUUUACAGUUUGCAUCUCCUACUCUCAUCCCAUCCAAGUCCCCAUGUGGGCAGUCCCCAGCCUCCUCCCCAAGGUUUCCAGUUCCUCAGGUCAUCACUUUACCUGCAAAGACCAGUCCUGCCCCAACAACAGCUAAACCAGUCUCUCUUGUUAACCCCAGUGCAGGCCAGAAGCCUUUUUCUAUAGUGACGUCAGUGGGUGAGCCAAUCAAAGGGGUACCUGUCACAACUCAAAUCAGCUUUACUAUGCCUGCAUGGAACACGCCUGGGAAAUCAUUAUUGGACACGUCCAAAGUGUCCCUUGUGAAUGUGAAUAUCAGUUUACCUGAGACGACCACAAGGUCCUUACUUAAUAGUACCAGUAAUAUAAAUGAUAAUGGCGGGGCUGCACAGUUGUCAAGUACUUCUAAAAUAGUUCCAUCAGUUGGCAAUGAAAGUGCUGUAAAGGUUUCAAACACUCAUAAAGCUAGUCUGCCUGUUACAUCAACCAUUCCACCAAAAGUGAUUUUUACUACAAUGGGUUCUAACGUGGCAAGUGUUCAAAAAACGAUAUAUUCUGGUCCUUCUACUGUUACAUCAAAGACAUAUAUUACUGGAAAUAAAAUGUUUGGGAACCUAGCAGGUGGACAGGUCAUAACUACACCAACUGGGGUUGUGGUUACUAGACCGGCUGCAAAAAUAAAUAAAGGCAAUGUUUUAAUCAGCAACAAACAGUUUACUAUAGUUCCAGGUGUGCCUGGCUCCAACCCAGUAAUGACACAGCUGGUAAAAACAGACACCAAAAUUAACAAGGGCCAGGUCACAAUGGCCGAGGCUCAAAUAAUGUUGCCUUCUGGUCCUGCUAAAAUCUCAUGGCCAGUUCCAUCGCAAAUGAAUACAACACAGGCCUCAUCAGAUACCAAACAGAUCUUAAUCAAAACGCAUGCACAACCGUUACUGAAAGGUAAGACCUUGAUAACAACAACUCGGCCAAAUUCAUCUGUUCAGUCAGUAACCAUAGCAGCAACGUCUGGGUCACCUGCGGCAACAGCUAAGCUAAUUGGUGUGAGUCCUUCCAAAGGCAAUGGAAAAACAAGUGUGCUUCCAGCACAGAAAAGCUGGGAACUUGUUAAACAGUCACCACAAUUAAAUCCAAAUUUUAAAAAUACUCCUGUAGCUAAUCCUAAAGAUUCUAAGAAUUCUAACGGUAAAACUGCAGAAAAGGUUGCUGCAGAAUCAAAGAAUGAAAGUGCUGAAAUUAAAGCUAAAUCAUUGAAUGGAAAAACACCACAAAAGAACAAUGGUAAUAGCCAAAGUAGUGAUGCAAGUAGUAAUGGAAAACAAGCACCUCAGCCAGUGCAGAAAGCUAAUGUAACUGAGAAAGAGAAAAACGAUGGAACAGAAAAGGUCAAUGAGGUCGACGAUAUUGAUGGGGGGCAUGAUAAUAUUAAUGCCAAUACAAGACUAGAGGCAGCUUCAAACAAAACAGAUGCAGAAAAUGAACAUUCCAACGAUAGUAUUACAGAUAAAGAUGAUGGUAAAAACCAUCAACAAGAGGAGACUGAUGCAGAUCCUGAAAACUGCUUUGUAAAUGUUGAGGUUCACGAUGAGGUGACAGACUCGCUGGAGUGUGAUGAGACAUUGGACACCAGUGAGGAACAGGAGUCCAUGGAGACCUCAAACAUGGAGAUCUCUCGCACAGAGACUAAGGAGGAGCACAUUGUGCCCAAGGGAAAACACACAGCUGGUAGCACACCAGUGAAAUCAGAAGUUAGCAACAAAGAUGAGAUUGUGCAGUGUGAGAAUUGCGGAGAUUAUGGAUUUAUUACUGACUUUGUAAAGGGAGGAAAGUUCUGUAAUCAGACAUGCCUCGAUGCAUUUGAUGGAAGACACAUGCGCGAUGUAAAGAAACCAGGAAAUAUGUCUAAGGUCAUACUUGGUAUUAAAAAGGGGCGCAAGAAACAUUUGAUAAUGAAGGAGGAUAAAGAAAAGGAAGAAAAGAAAGAAAAUGAUCAACAAGACAAACAGCAAGAUCACAACAGCUAUGGCAAAAAGUCAAAGUCGUUUGUAUGGACGCGAUACCUUCUUCAAGAAAAGGCCGUCGAGGCCCCAGCGAGACUAUUCAAGAACCCUUUUCCAUCAGCCAAAAACCUCUUCCGAGUCGGACUAAAACUUGAAGGAGUCGAUCCCAACCAUCAGUCAAAAUUCUGUGUUCUCAGCGUGGCAGAAGUGUGUGGCUACAGAGUGCGGUUGCACUUUGACGGAUAUUCUGAAUGCUAUGAUUUUUGGACUGAUAUCGACUCGCCAUAUAUAUUUCCCAUUGGGUUUUCGGAAAAGAAUGGGAAGGUAUUGCAGCCUCCAAAAGGGAUUUCAAUGGAACAGUUCUCCUGGGUGCCAUAUUUGAAAAUGACCAAAUCACAGCCAGCUCCUAAAUCUUUAUUUUCUAACCAACCUGUGACUGCUGUAACCCCCAACAUAUUCCGAGUGGGCAGCAAGCUUGAGGCUGUUGACAAAAAGAACUCUUCACUGAUCUGUGUAGCAAGUGUGGCCGACAUCAUGGGAGACAAGGUGCUCAUCCACUUUGACAGCUGGGCGGACAACUACGACUAUUGGUGUGAUAUGUCCUCACCCAUGAUACACCCCAUAGGUUACUGUGAAGAGAAUGGACUGGUCCUCUCUCCUCCCCAAGACUGGACUGAUGUGAGUGGGUGGACAUGGGAGCAGUAUCUCACCAAGACCAAGUCUCAGGCUGUACCACCCCGGGCAUUCAAACCUAGACAGCCUGUAGCGUUUGAGGCAGGCAUGAAGGUGGAGGUGGUAGACAAGCGCAACCCGUUGCUGGUGAGGGUCGCCACGGUGACAGAGACGGACGAGUUCCAGGUGAAGAUCCACUUUGACGGCUGGGCGGACCAGUAUGACUAUUGGCUGGAGGACGACUCGCCUGAUAUACACCCACCAGGCUGGUGUGCCAAAACUGGACAUCCUCUUGUGCCUCCCAUCACUCCCAGUGACCUAGUUGUGAACUCCGGCCCUGGCAUCUGCCCUACCUCUGGCUGUAAAGGCAUCGGUCAUAUCAAGGGACCAAAGUACUCCGGGCACCAUAGCACAUUUGGCUGCCCGUAUUCUGAGCUGAACAUGCACAAGGAGGUUUCAGUCAGCGACAGACUGGGAACCCCAGGGAAAGAGGAUAUGACCUCCAUUUCCAGGCCACAUGACCUCACAGGCUCACCAGAGACAGGUGGCUACAAAGUAACUGUUAAAUCUCCACAUAUGAAAACUGAAAAGAGGGGCAGGAAGCCAAAGAGUUAUUACCAGGCCUUGGAGGAUCAGAAACAGGCCUCAGAGCGUCAACAAAUGGAAUGUGAAAACAAUCUGCGGCAAGGUAUCCACAACUCUGUGUUCUCAUCCUCCAUGAUUUCUGCUCCGAAACCAGACGUGCCAUUGUGCUGGGAACAACACUGCAAGCUGCUGCCGGGGGUGACCAACAUCAGUGGAAACGAUGUCAACAAGUGGACUAUAGAGCAAGUGGCUGCCUUCAUUAACACACUACCUGGCUGCGAAGAGCAAGCUAAACUCUUCAAAGAGGAGCAAAUUGACGGUGAAGCAUUUCUGUUACUCACCCAAACGGACAUUGUUAAAAUCAUGAACAUCAAGUUGGGCCCGGCAUUGAAGAUAUUCAACAGCAUCAUCAUGUUCAAGAACUCCAUUCAAGUGUAGAUUUCCAGAAAUCCUCUAUAACUGUGGUGAUAUGUUGCAAAAUGUGUGCUUUAUUCUCAUGCCAUGUGAUUUUAGUAUGUGAUUGUGUUACCAGAAAUGUCUGGCAUUGAUGUACAAUUGUAAUUAUUAAUUGUUGAAGUGACUGUCGCAUCGUUAAGAUGACUAAAUGUGCUGAACUUUGUUUUCUGAUAGAUUUUUUACUUGAAUUGUAUUUAGCAUUUCCGAAAUGUUUGGCCUAUCUAGAAUGUUAAAAUAAUUUUCUUACUAAUACCAGGCUGUCAACUGAUAACAAUAUUUCUAUAAGUCUGUAUAUUUGAUAAAAAUCCUUCUCCUCAAACUCCUCCUAUCUUUCCGACAUGUUCCUAUAUUUCUGAAAAAAAAUCUGUAUUUUUGCCAUAAUUGGUGCUUAACCUAUCAACAGUCCUAUGAGAAUGCGAAGAAUCUGUAUGCUAAAAAUAUUCUUCCUUGCUUCUCUGGCAUCAACCUAACAUUCAGUGUUUGGUUAAGCAACACAAUUUACCGGAAUCCAAAUAUAUUUAACUGAAUCCACUUAAUAUAUUUUACGGAAUCCACUUAUAUUUACAGGAAUCAACUGCAUUUUGACAGAGUAUUUAUGAGUUCAUGUUCAGCAACACUUUUGUUUAUUGAAAUAUAAGCUGUAUAAGGUUUAUUAAAUAGGAUAGUAUAUCAAACUUGAAAUAGUAUAUUUACUGUAACAUUUUUAUAGGUUGCCUUAACUGCUGACUCGAAAUGACCUACUGGUACAAAUACAAAUAUUUCAAAACUGUAUCUGUAUUUUCUAUGGAACUGGAGAAACUAAAGUACUGUUCAGCAUAUUUAUUCACUAUACUUACAUUUAAUUAAAAAUAAUACAAAUCUAGCUUUUAUGGUUGAGGUAAAUAAUUGACAAGUUUUAUUAGAAAUGUACUGUCUUAAGAAAAUAAAACCUCUAUUUCAACAGCUUUAUCUGUUUUAAUGGGGUAAAAGUUCAGCAUUCAUCAUUUAUUAUCCAGGUGGUCUAUGUUCAACAUUUCUGCCUAAUUUUUAAGAAAAACAAAUAUUUAAAAAAAAUGUUUUGGCAUCUUUUUUCUUGCUGAAUUGUAACUGCUUUUAGGUGUUUGAAGUAAAAAAAUAGUUCUACUUUAUGAGGAGUGAUGUUUCCUGCAAAAGUUCUUAUGGGAAUGUAUAGGUACAUUUUAAUGUCAAAACUUCCAAAAUCAGAUUCACAGGCAUGUUAAUUCCACUUCAGUGUUCAAGUGUUUAUGAAAGCUCCAACUUUGCUGGAGGCUGAGUAUAAGCUACAUAUUGUCAAUAAUGUUACAAAUUAAAUCACAUGAAUUACAAAUAUUUCCUCGAUAAACAUUCUACAAACAUUUCCAGUUAGAGAAAAAAUGAUGUCCCUAAAAUCAUGAAGUCUAAUGUGUUUUUUUAUUGAUCAUUAAUAUGUGUUAUUAAAAAAAGAAAUGUUUGUUAAGUUUAUUAAUCUUCUAUUAAUUAUUAAUGGUUAGCACAUUUGGACUGCAGGUAUUCUGUUUACAGGAACAGUUUGUGCAUGACAAUUGGGACUGGUUUGUAACAUUCAUGCAUGCAGUCCGAUUUAAAUUUAUGCCAUACCACAGCUGCAUGCUUCUCUGCUCAUAUAUCUUGCAUAUCAUGGAGAUGUGUAGAUGUGAGAGGUUCACUGAUUCUUAACCAGAAGUUUAUAAUGUGUGUCAAACAAAAGCAGUCAGUUGCUUGGUUCUUGUUAGUACCCUACCAGUGUACAAGUAACCAGAGGGUUACUAUAGCUUUACCCCUCGUCUGUCCUGUUUCCUUUUUGAGCCAGAAUCUGGAUGCUGUGAUUACUUAAAGAGUAGGUAAGCUAGGUUGAUGUAACUUAGUGCAAUGUAUGGGGAUAUAUUGCAAACUGGUAAAUAUGCACGUUACCAGUUUUCCCUUGUGUUUUUUUUCAUCAGAAAAAAAAUAGGUUGCUAUGAUGACAGAAAUAAUUGAAAGAUAAAAUGUGCAUCCUGCACAAAUAAUCAGUACUUUAGUAAAGUUACUGAAACUGAUGAAGAUUCUGUUCUUACUCAUAACAUGAAUCCAGUGGGACUGAUGUUUUGUCUAUUAAAUCUAGCUGUAAAAGGUCGACUGGCUUUUGUUACUGUUUUUGUUAGAUGUUUUGAUUUGAUUCAUAGUGCAAUGACUAUAAAUAAACGGUAAAAAGAUG
Molecule: messenger RNA, 6481 nt
Organism: Dreissena polymorpha
Lineage: Eukaryota; Metazoa; Mollusca; Bivalvia; Myida; Dreissenidae
Exons: 17
Coding region: 274-4272 (1332 amino acids)
Biological process (GO): regulation of DNA-templated transcription
Cellular component (GO): nucleus
Molecular function (GO): protein binding; zinc ion binding
Source: RefSeq, a predicted model, not a curated record